ACACAUCUCACAAUGUUGCAACGAAGUGCUCGCAGGCUCGUGCCUGUCCUCAGCCGCCGCUCGACUACCUUGCGAUACUCCAGCACCACGACCGAUAACCCGAAUCCCACGAACACCGCUCCAAGAGCAUCCCCACCGACCGUUUCAAGCACCAAUGCCUUGCCCUCAAGUGCAGUUGGAAACAAGGAUGCCGCUCUCGUAGAAGAUCCAGCGGAGGGAGAGGCGAAGCGUGUUAUGCAGGCACCCAACCGUGCGACGACAUGGAGCAGGAGUCAGCAGCCGAGAGAAAAGGCCAUGGUGGGACCGAGGUUUGAACAGACAAUCAUGGAAGAUCAGCCACGGCCACUUGCAGCCAUUGAGCUCAUCCACCAGCAGCCAGUGACAUGGACAGAGAAGCGCGUAGUCUCAUGCGAUGGCGGUGGUGGACCACUGGGACACCCGAGAAUCUUCAUCAACGUGGACAAGCCGCAGAUCUGCUGGUGUACAUACUGUGGACUGCCAUUUGCGCACAAGCAUCACCGCAAGUACCUCGAGAGCCUGCCAUCGACAUCAUACCCACUCGAACCUACUGGAAAUGCUGCACAGAUCUCCGCGGCGGACUUGAAUGCUGGAGGAGCCAAGACGGGAGCAGACGCACCAUUCCAGACCGCGAGCGGCGCACCUUACGAGCAGAGAUAGAAGUGUCGAU
Molecule: messenger RNA, 688 nt
Organism: Zymoseptoria tritici IPO323
Lineage: Eukaryota; Fungi; Ascomycota; Dothideomycetes; Mycosphaerellales; Mycosphaerellaceae
Exons: 3
Coding region: 13-678 (221 amino acids)
Biological process (GO): mitochondrial electron transport, NADH to ubiquinone
Source: RefSeq, a predicted model, not a curated record